Messenger RNA from Podarcis lilfordi (Lilford's wall lizard), 16979 nucleotides. NCBI's taxonomy places the organism in Eukaryota, Metazoa, Chordata, Lepidosauria, Squamata, Lacertidae. The record is from the annotation of a GenBank genome assembly.
GAGUUCUGCCGGCUUCCAGCUGCCAUCCCCAUAAGCAGGUGCCGUGAAACAAUAACUCCGUGGUCACAUUUCCUAAACGCCCUAGUUGGAAGCGGCGAAGCUUUGCUCAGUGACAGAUCUUGAACUCUCUGGAAGAGGGAAAGGGAUGGACGUCUGCGGUCUGCCAAUCUUCCUGCUCCUUGGACCAGGUAAAUCAUUUCAACCAGCAGUAUAAUUUUGGUGUGGCUUCUGCCUCGUUGCAAUGAGUGUGUGUGUGUGUGUGUGUGUGUGUGUGUGUGUGUGUUAUAGAUGGAGAGAGCAUGUGUUUACAAAGGUAAGAUUCUUCCUAUAGCUUUAUGAUGAGCUUUAGCUGAACGCAGUUUUAGAUAUAUAUGUUGGAGAUCUUUUCCCCAACCCCAAACUGCAACCAGAAAAGAAUGAAAUAUGAGGGGUAAAACUAACAAUAAGCUUCAGUGGGGGAAAAAACAACAACAAAAAAACACUAAAUAAUAAAUAACAAAAAGAAGAAUAAAUAUGAUGUUUUUCAAAUGUAUGUGGGGACAUGAAAUAAAUACGGUAAAGCUUAAAGUAUAAUAUAAUAUGGUGAAUGUUUUUCCUCUAUAUGUACAGAAGUUUGAUAUGGAAGCAGAACUGAUUGACAGCUCCAUGUGUUGCCAAAAGACUGUUAAUGGGUCUUAAACGUACCCUCUGAAAUGUUAGACCUUUCCGGUCUGCAGAAGAAAUAGGAGAUGGUUUGUUUUCUAAGAUACAGACAUCCGCAUUCUUUAAGAGCAGCAUUUGCAGUCAUAAAUAGGAUCCUCCAUGUCCCUUUUUAAACAGCACGAACAACUUAUGAAUGGUGAAACUCGUCGGGAUUCUAGUUCAUUCAAAAAAAGAUGUAGACGUUCCACCAAAGGUCUUGUGGUAAACUGCAGCUUCUGCCCAAUGCACACUUAACUGUGAGUAAUCCUCACUAAAUUUGAUGGGAUUUGUCAUGGAGUAAACAUGCAUAAGAUUGGGCUGUGUCUUUGUACGACCAUAGCACUAUCUCCUUCUAAUCAUCGACUUUCCACAACAUUUGUAAAGCAAACCAAACAAAAAAGCAAAACAGUGGUUUAAGAAGUUGGAUUUACUUCUUUAAGCCUUCUUAAACCAAAUACCACAGACACAACCUUCCUCUGACCAUUAUUCCCCUUCUUUCCUCCCAGUGUAUCCUCUUGCUCCUCCACAUCACUGCAAAUGGCCCCUUUAACUCCAGCCCCACAACCUGUCCCCUCUUCAAGUCCUCUUCCUCUUCAACUUUCUCCCUCCAACAUCACUAGCAGCCUAAAACUGUCACACACACCUCCUUCCCUCUUAUUUCUUCAAAUGCCCCCUUUACCCCCAGCUUCACUUGUCCCUCCCCAAUUUCUUCUCUUUCCCUCUGGCCUGCCACCAGAGGACUACACCUGCCCUUGCUCACUUCUGCACCCCCCUCCCAUUAGCACACUGUUUUCACAGAGCAACCUGCCUUUGGAACCUUGGAAAACAGACAAUAAAAACAGAGCGACGACACCUUACAAUUUUAUUAUAUAGUCAGAUAAGAUGUGAAUUGGGCAUAGGUGGAGGAGGAAGCUUAAAAACUCUAACACUGAACAUCUAUUUCUCCAGAGAGUGGCAUCUCUACGUCCCCAGAUAGAAAGCCUCAAAAUUCAGCUCACCCCUCCUUCUGCAGUUUUCUCAGUCUCCCUACUUCAAAACUAUCUCAGAAUGCAGGUUUACUUUAUGGCAAAAGGUACGUUCCCAUUUAGCACACAACAGUACAGAAGUUUCCAGCUUUUUCCUAGCUAUUCACAAUGCAUCUAUUAGUCAUUUAGCCAGCAAUUUCGGUCACAAAAGAAGGUAAACCCAGGCUUUGCCAGCAGAUUUGCCCAACUUUUAUCAGACUUUCUGGACCCAUUAAUGCUUUUCUGUCCGAACUCCAGACUCUUUUACAGGAAUAGGAUGAAAUAAUAGUAAUUUUGCAACACCAAAUUAACAAGUCUUGCUCUAUAUUGUCCUGCAGUUGUUCUGGUCCUGGGUUCUGAUCAUGAAACUCGUCUGGUUGCCCAUUUAUUCGAGCAUUAUAACAAAGUUAUUCGUCCAGUAAGCAACCACCUUGAAAGAGUUAACGUUACCGUUGGACUACAGCUUAUCCAGUUGAUCAAUGUGGUAUAGUACAAAUUUCAAUUAUUCCAUUAUUAUUGUUAGUUGUAGUAGUAAUAAGCAGCAGUUUUAAUUAUUUGAAGGGUGUAAUGUUUAAUUGAUUAGUUGGUUAUAAACAGUUUAACCAACUAAAAUGGUGCACCCCUUUAACUAGGCAGCAGAUUGUGUGUAUGUGUGUUUUUAUGUAGGGUUGGAUCUGGGCUAAAUCAGUUGAACUUAGUCCCCUUUGAUAUCAAUGUGAUUUAAAUAAUACCUAGCCUGUUCCAUUGAUUUCAAUGAGAAUUAAGUUCAAGUAACUUUGAUUUUGUCCAACAAAGUUGUCCGAAAGUUAUCAAGUGGAAAUGUGUGCAGGUCUAACCGACAGACAACUUGGCUAACCAUUGAAAGCUUUCCAUGAUGUCUACUCAACAUUGUCCUCAUCAAAAUAUAACCCCCCAACAAGCUACAAGAAUUUGCUGAAAUGGCACAGUUAACAAAUACCCUGAGAGGCAAUUCAAAACAAAAAAUUAUGGAAAAGUGGGAUAGUUAUAAAACAUAUGUUCAAAAAUACAGUAAAGGUUCGCUAUCUACGCUAGCAUUUGUUUGACGUUGGAGUGAGACCGAGUUGAGAAAUAAGACUAAGAGCACAUAUUGACAUAGGAAUGUAUUAGAUAAUAUGUAAAGAAAUAUACAAUAAUAAGAGUACAUUCAUUUGUAAAAAAAGGAAUAUACAGCGGAAAAGACAGGAAGUCUAGUGUGUUGGUAUGUAUAUGAUUUUUUGGGGAAAUUGUUUUUGUUUUUUCUCUUUGUUCUUUCUUUUUUUUGUUCUAGGUAUAUAAAAUUUGUAUAUAAUUUUUGUAUACAUGUUGGAAAUUAUAUUAUAGUGAGUCCUGUAAUGUAAUAUGACAACGUUUACUGAUGUAAUAUAAGAAUGUUAACAAAUAAAUAAAAUGCAAAUUAAAAAAACAAAAACAAAUUUAACAUUCCUGUAGGGUAUUUCUGCAGCAUUGAGUCCACAAUAAAGUGCCCUUAUACAGUGCCAUCAGUGUACGAUGAAAGCACAUUUAAAGCACAUGGCUUCGCGGAAAUAAUUUUGGGAACUGUAGUUUUUCCGUCACAGAGCUACAGUUCCAAGCACCCUUUACAAACAGCUCCCGGAAUUCUUCAGGGACAGUUGCAUGCUUUAAGAGUAUGACAUGUAUGCAGACUAAAACAAAGCAGGCAUUUACAAUCUACAUUUUGAUAGUGGGAAGAAAGGAAUAGGGUGGAAAAGUCAGGAACAGUAGCAGAUAGCUAUUUACCAGUAAGCCUUACUGUACAUUUUGCCUGUUAAGAUCUCUCCCCUUAAUCUUAGUGUUUUGCUCUCUUAAGGAUGAAGUGAACCAGAUUGUAGCAACCAACGUGCGUCUAAAACAGGUAAUUCUUUGUCACCUUUUUCAUUAAUCUACUGCACAUUUAACAAGCUUGUCUGUUUGUUCACUAUGCAUCUGGACACCUCGUAAGACAUCUUAAGCCAAUCUUGCACAAUGGGGACAGGUUUUCAUCUAUUUUGGGAUGAAAUUGGAUGCCAUUUUGUAUCAAGAUGGCAGACCUAACCUUUCAUAACUGCACUGAUUUUAACUAUAGAGGUCACCACUUUCACACCAUGCAUUUAAGGCACUAUGAUGCCACAAUAACCAGUCAUGGCUUCCCCCAAAUAAUUCCAGGAGCUGCAAUUCAGGAGUGCUGAGAGUGUUGUUAAGAGACACACACAUUUCCCUCACAGAACUCCCUGCAGUUCCCAGAGUUCCCUGUGAAGAAGGAUUUAUUGUUACAGCACUCUGGGAAUUCUAGCUCGGAGGGGUAGGCGUCUUUUAAAAACUCUCAGCACCCUUAACAAACAACAGCUCCCAAAAUUCUUUGAGAGAAGACAUGACUAGUUAAAGUGGUAUCAUAGCACCUUAAAUGUAUGGUGAAUGUGGCCAGAGAAUUGCUGAUAAUGGGUACAUACAGAUAUUCGUUCUCAAAAAGGAAAUGGCCAUGUUAGUUUCAAGUAAUUAUUCCAGUUACCAUGAAGACAGGGCAAAAUAAGUUGCAGAAUUUUUUCACCCCAUAAAAUAAGUGCUCUGUUUUAGGCUUACAUUCCACACUAGAGGAAAGAGUUGUUGGGGUGUUUGUUUGUUUUUAAACUCUCUUAAAUUCAUUUUCUAGCAAUGGAAAGAUGUAAACCUGAAAUGGAAGCCAGAAGAUUAUGGUGGUGUGAAACAAAUUCGCGUCGCCUCAAGCGAUCUCUGGCGUCCAGACUUGGUUUUGUACAACAAGUAAGUAAGGUUCUUUCAUGUUAAUUGUUCAGCAGUCACAUAGCAAGGCUGCAAAUGAGUCCAGGUGCUGUAUGUGACUACGUAAUUGCGGUGAGAGCAUUUCCCCCCAGUAGCUCCAGCUAACUUUAGCCAAGUGGUCUAAACCACAGAGCCUAGGGCUUGCCAAUCACUGCAACGGGCUGAGCUCCCAUUGCUCGGUCCCUGCUCCUGCCAACCUAGCAGUUCAAAAGCAUGUCAAAGUGCAGGUAGAUAAAUAGGUACCGCUCCGGCGGGAAGGUAAACGGCGUUUCUGUGCGCUGCUCCGGUUCGCCAGAAGCGGCUUAGUCAUGCUGGCCACAUGACCUGGAAGCUGUACGCCGGCUUCCUCGGCCAAUAAAGCGAGAUGAGUGCCGCAACCCCAGAGUCGGUCACGACUGGACAUAAUGGUCAGGGGUCCCUUUACCUUUAAGAACUGCUUUGUUUUGCAUAAUUCCUGAUGCUACCCAUGGCUGUCAUGGGCACUUACGGGCUGGCAGAUAAGGGUCUGCAAGAGGAACACUAAGGCAAAGCUAAGGAACUUGUGACUUUCCAGAGGUUUUCGGAUUCAAGGCACCAUCAGUCCCAGCCAGCAUAUUCAAUGGUCAGGAAGUGCAGAAGCUGUCAUCCAGGCACAUUUGAGGGAUGACUUAGGUUCCAACUGCAUGUGAGGAUGAAGAAAUUUGGGUCACAGAGGUAGAAGAAUAUUCAGGUUUACUCAUCAGUGGCCAUGAUCAUCUCCCUGAGAUGAGACCCAUCACUGUACAAAUUAAGCUUAGUAUGGGCACAUCAGAUGGGCGCACCAAGGCCAAAUGGUGGACAAUUGGAGUUGAAUAAAUUUUUAUCAAAUGAAUGGAUUUAUUGUUUUGACAUGAGUGUCAAUUUGACUUGCUUUGUUGUACUGAAUAUUCUGAUAGUUAUGUUUUGCUGGUGGGGGUUGAGAUGCCCUUGUGUUGGCUGUUGCAGCUUUGGGCUUCAUUUGGGAAGAAAAAGUGAAAUAUAAACCCUAUGUGCUAUGAAAAAAAAUUGCCAAAGAACUGGAAAGGGCAGACAGGAAGUUCCUGUCUCCGACUUCUGUCCCCCCCCCCCCAACAUGUCUUCAAGCAGAUGCAAGACAUUUGCUGUAUUUCAGAUCAAACAAGAAACACAAUAUGGAAUAGUAGUUUUGCAUUUGGUUGGUGUGACCAGGUUAGCCCACGUUCAACACUGGAAACUGCAUAUUAUAUCUGUACAGUGGUACCUCGGGUUAAGUACUUAAUUCAUUCCGGAGGUCCAUACUUAACCUGAAACUGUUCUUAACCUGAAGCACCACUUUAGCUAAUGGGGCCUCCUGCUGCUGCCGCCGCACAAUUUCUGUUCUCAACCUGAAGCAAAGUUUUUAACCUGAAGCACUAUUUCUGGGUGAGCGGAGUAUGUAACCUGAAGCGUAUGUAACCUGAAGCGUAUGUAACCUGAGGUACCACUGUAUAGAACUCCACUGUUAAAUUAACCCUCAGCCUUCCCAAAGUUGUUGGUAGCUGCUGUGUCUCAUUUGCUAGUGAAAAUGAAUAGGAUUCACAGCACUGGUGUUCAUCUCUUUCCUUUUACAGUGCAGAUGGAGAUUUUGCUAUCGUCCAGGAUACCAAAGUACUCUUAGACUAUACAGGUCACAUCACUUGGACUCCUCCAGCCAUUUUCAAAAGCUACUGUGAAAUUAUAGUCACCCACUUUCCAUUUGAUGAGCAGAACUGUAGUAUGAAGUUGGGAACAUGGACAUACGAUGGCACAAUGGUCGCCAUCUUUCCGGUAGGUAACAUCUGGGCAUAUGAGACAAGGACCAGGGUCCAAAGGCCCUUUGUGUUUUGGUAUUGAGGAACAGGGCCCUUAUGCUGGAAAAGAGUUCCUCUGUGUUCCUACUUUGGAGGACAGUCCUGUGCUUGAAGGGCUUUUGAAGCUUCCCUCGGUGUCAAAAGUCAUUUGUCUUCAUUAGCAAAGCCGCUUAAAUAAUGCAGACAGAGCCCAGAGAGAAAAUAAAUCCUGAUAACACUGAACAAAAGCAGCACAUAAUCUGAGGAGAAAAGGACAGGGAGUUUUUGUCUGCCUUGUAUAUGGCACAGAGACACCGAACCAAGCGUACAGAGAGCACUCCCUCAGAACUCCACAUGUGUUACCUCAGCAAACCGUCAUGCCACUCUCCCUGGUUGCUAAGCAAACACCUCCACCCCAUACCUCUCUUAGCUAGCUGACUUCAAUACUAACAGAAUUAACCUUUCGGUGCCCCAAACCUGUGGCUUACCUGGCGGCAAGUCUCCGGUCAAGGGACAAUCCACAUGUCCAAAUUCCCUCAGAGAUCCCAGAGCAUCCAAGCUGAGGCCCAUCAACGUGAGCAGUUGAGGAGACACAGCACUCAGCUCUGCUUCCCUGUUGGACUUUGCAGGCUGAUUGCAGCACCUGGGCCUGAUGAGGCAGGUGACCCUCACCUGCUCCAAGGGAGGAAUCACACCCCUCCUCCCAGAGCUAGCGAGCCCCACCUGGCCAGCUAGGGGGCUGGGCUGUGGGCCCUUGCCUACCUCAGCCUCCUGGAGCACCACUGCUCCCUAUGCCCCUCUGCUCUGGUGAUGGGUCCUGCUGCUCUGGUUCCUUCACCCUCAUCUUCCCUCAAUCUAUGAGCCCUUCCUACGCCAACCUCUUCUUCCCAACCCCAACUUGCCCCGGUGUGUCCCAGUCCCGGCUACACCCUUCACUGCAAUCCUGUUUCUCCUUUUCCUCCUCCCCGUUGUCCUGCCAGUUUGUGGCAUUAGGCUGCAAACUGACUGUUCCCUGCUGUUGCACUUCCAGCCAUUUUGUUGUAUUGAGGGAUGGGGGCUGCAAUUCAAGAAUCCUAAGGCCUUGUUAGAGUCAUAGAAUGAGACACAAAGCUCUUUCGAAACCUCAUUGGAUAUCUGUGCCAAGCUGCUUUUAUUCAUCUUUGCUACUUGUGAAAAGUUCUAACCUUUUAAAUAUUUAUUUACUUUCUUCUUCUUUUCUUUUUUGCUGGGGAGGGGUAGCACCCCCCCUACACACACACCUUCAUAUAUUUGCAUGAUAUAUUGUUUGGUGUGUGGAGUUUAUUUAGGUAGGGAAUUUUUUUGGGGGAGCAAAUAGAUAUAUAAGCUGCAUAGUUCUUUAUUUUUCAAGUGUUCUUUUAAACACUGUGCAUAGGGGAAAUUACAUAUUGUUAUCAGUUUCUUAUGCAGUUUGUGUCAGUGGGGCUACCAUGUGGGUUGCUCUGAGGAAAUACCUGGCCGGCCCACAGAUGUGGCAAAAGAGUGUGAAUAGCCUGGAGAUGUGUUUCCAUGGGAACUAACUGUCUCUCCAUUUUUCUUAAGUUUGCUUAAUGGGUAGGAAAUAACUGAAAGAUUUUGGGAAGGGCAGAUGUUCCUCUUUCCCAGCUGCUAUAUACACCAUGUGUUCAAAGCGCAUGGCUUCCGCAGAGAAGCUUGGGGGUUGUAGUUUGUUAAGGGUGCUGGGAGCUAUAGCGCCAUGAGGAGUACACUACGGCCCCCAAGAUUCUGUGGGGAAGCAAUGUGCUUAGAUUGUAUGAAGUGCCAUUUUAGACCAAGGCACAAAGAGCAGAGUUUAGGCUCUGGAAACCUUUUAAGGGACUGUCUUUCUGGAGAUUGGAUGUGGAAGCAGUGACGGGGGUGAGCUCCCGUUGCUCGGUCCCUGCUCCUGCCAACUCAGCAGUUCAAAAGCACGAAGUGCAAGUAGAUAAAUAGGUACCGCUCCAGCGGGAAGGUAAACGGCGUUUCCAUGCGCUGCUCCGGUUCGCCAGAAGCGGCUUAGUCAUGCUGGCCACAUGACCCGGAAGCUGUACGCCGGCUCCCUCGGCCAAUAAAGCAAGAUGAGUGCCGCAACCUCAGAGUCGGCCACGACUGGACCUAAUGGUCAGGGGUCCCUUUACCUUUACCUUUACGUAGCCCCUUCAUGAGGAAUUCUGUGGAUGCUUGGACAGCCAGAGCCCCAGGGAGUUGGCACCUAUGGCCAGUAUAUACACAAAUAGGGACGCGGGUGGCGCUGUGGGUUAAACCACAGAGCCUAGGACUUGCCGAUCAGAAGGUUGGCGGUUCGAAUUCCCACGACGGGGUGAGCUCCUGUUGCUCGGUCCCUGCUCCUGCCAACCUAGCAGUUCGAAAGCACGUCAAAGUGCAAGUAGAUAAAUAGGUACCGCUCCGGCGGGAAGGUAAACGGCGUUUCCGUGCGCUGCUCUGGUUCGCCAGAAGCGGCUUAGUCAUGCUGGCCACAUCACCCAGAAGCUGUACAUCGGCUCCCUCAGCCAGCAAAGUGAGAUGAGCGCCACAACCCCAGAGUCGGUCACGACUGGACCUAAUGGUCAGGGGUCCCUUUACCUUUACCUUUAUGCUCAGCCUAUACAUUUGCAAAUAAAUAACCAUAUUGCAAAAAUGCUAUAACCCUCGCAAACGAAACCAAACCUUGGUAAACCCUGGGUCCCUGUAACUUCUCGCCCCCUCAGAAAAACAGGCUAAGCGUUUAUUUUAUCCUGACAACAAAAAAAGAUAUUGGUUUUACAGUAUUUAAAUGGAUCCGAAUGUUUCCUGAAUGUAAAGGAGCAUCGGGCCUUAGAUAUUAUGUUAAUAGCAUUCAUUCUCCUCUCAGGAAAGUGACCGCCCAGAUCUGAGUAACUUCAUGCCCAGCGGAGAAUGGGUCAUGAAAGAUUACCGAGGCUGGAAGCACUGGGUUACCUACGCCUGCUGCCCUACCACACCUUACCUGGACAUCACCUAUCACUUUGUGUUGCAGCGGUUGCCUCUCUACUUCAUCGUCAAUGUCAUCAUCCCUUGCCUCCUCUUCUCUUUCCUAACCGGAUUAGUGUUUUACCUGCCUACAGAUUCAGGUAUGUGGGAUACAGUGGUACCUUGGGUUACAGACGCUUCAGGUUACAGAUGCGUCAGGUUACAGACUCUGCUAACCCAGAAAUAGUACCUCGGGUUAAGAACUUUGCUUCAGGAUGAGAACAGAAAUCGCGCGGCGGCAGUGGGAGGCCCCAUUAGCUAAAGUGGUACCUCAGGUUAAGAAUGGUUUCAGGUUAAGAAUGGACCUCCAGAACGAUGGAAGUUCUUAACCCGAGGUACCACUGUACUGUGACUCACAGCCAGGGGGAACACCCUGCCCUCUUCUGGCCUACCUUGAUUAUUCAUCUGUUUUGAUGGCGGCUUAGGAAAUUACCGUACAUGGUAACUUGUCCCUUAAUUUGGCUUCCCCGUUGGAGAAGUAGUUUUAUCUGUUAACAGCCAUUGCGGAAGCUUCUCUCUGCCUCUUAUCACAUCUGAUUCACAUCCUAUAUUUAUAUAGGAGGGCACACACAGGAAGGGGACAGUUGGAGGUGGAAGGUCCCUGCAAAAAAGGCAGGGCAGGAAGGAUCUCUCAGGGUGGGAGGGUGGGAGAAAAAUGAUUUAAUAAUAAUAAUAACAAUAAUAUAAUAAUUAUCAUUUUUUUAUUUAUACCCUGACCACCUGACUGGGUUUCCCCAGCCACUCUGGGUGGCUCCCAACAAAAUAUUAAAAACACGAUAAAACAGUGGUACCUCUGGAUACGAACGCUUCUGGUUGUGCAUGCGUCUCGUUAUGAGCUGUGUCAACCCGGAGGUACCGGUAGUUGCUCCCGGAUGCGAACUUUGCCCCAGGAUGCGAGUGGAAACACAGCAGGAGGCGCACUUUCACUAAUGGCACCUCAUGUUAAGAUCAGUUUCAGGAUGAGAAUGGACCUCCAGAACGAAUUAAGUUCGUAACCAGAGGUACCACUGUAGUUGUUUAUCUCCUUGACAUCUGAUGGGAGGGCGUUCCACAGGGCGGGCGCCACUACCGAGAAGGCCCUCUGCCUGGGUAAGUAAGCACCCAGAUGAGAGCUGGGGGAAUCUGCCUUGCUGUGUGUGGGUAAACGAUAUGAUAUUCACAACAUAAAUGUGAUAAAGGGUCUUUUUUCGCUAUUCUUUCGCUAUUCUUUUCUCUCUUUCUUUUUCCUAUCCAGUUGUGUUUUUGUAUUUUCUUAUGAAUGAGUUUGAGUAUAAACAGAUAAGGACAUACGCAGGAUUAUUGUAAUAACCUGCAGGCUUUUUUAAGAGCGUAUAUUUAAAGUAGAUGGAUAAAUGAGCAAAUUAAGUUACAUUUGGAUAUGCUGAAAAUAUUAAAAAAAUAAAUUUAAGGAACUGCAGAAAGAAGGGGGAAGGAGUCAAGUUUUGAAAAGUUAAAAUGAUUAUAAAAUUACUGAAAUGUAUAAAUUGAAAAUUAUAAAUAAAAUAAUACUAAAAAAUGAGUUUGAGUGUUUAAUAUGUUUAAGAAUUUUUUUUAAAAAAUAUUAUUUUAAAAAAUCACGUUCUUUGUUUACUCUUUGUCACAGGGGAGAAGAUGACUCUGAGCAUUUCUGUCCUGCUCUCUUUGACGGUGUUUCUUCUGGUCAUUGUGGAGCUGAUCCCUUCCACUUCUAGCGCAGUGCCCUUGAUUGGCAAAUACAUGCUGUUCACCAUGGUCUUCGUCAUAGCUUCCAUCAUCAUCACUGUCAUUGUGAUCAAUACCCACCACCGGUCUCCAAGUACUCACACUAUGCCGCAGUGGGUGAGGAAGGUGAGAUGAGCUAUAGUUGGGUUGCCAUAUUUCAAAAAGUGAAAAUCUGAACAUGGGCUGCCAUAUCUAUGGGGUUUUUUUUUUUGACAUUUCAGUGAUUUUUGCCCGGACGCUGCUUAAGGGGACUGAAUACUGGCUAUGUCCUGAAAAUUCCGGACGUAUAGCAACCCUAAGGUAUAGUCAGAAACAUGUCCCCUGGAACAGUUGCAAAGCUCAGAACAGAACACAGGGUUAAGAGAAAAGGCUGGGCUGGGCUUGCUGCCUCGGACCUGGUGGCAUUUAUUAUAGCAAAAAUGGGGAGUACCUGAGACCCUCCAGUCUCCAACUCCCAUCAGCCCCUAGCCAGCAUGGCCCCAGGGGUCAUGGAUGAUGGGAGUUGUAUUCCAACAACAUCUGAAGGGCCAUCCCUGCUUUAUAGGCUAAAGAUUGACAAAGUGUUGGUAAAAGGUAAAGGGACCCCUGACCAUUAGGUCCAGUCGUGACUGACUCUGGGGUUGCGGCGCUCAUCACGCUUUAUUGGCCAAGGGAGCCGGCGUACAGCUUCCGGUCACAUGGCCAGCAUGACUAAGCCGCUUCUGGCGAACCACAGCAGCGCACGGAAACGCCGUUUACCUUCCUGCUGGAGCGGUACCUAUUUAUCUACUUGCACUUUGACAUGCUUUCGAACUGCUAGGUUGGCAGGAGCAGGGACCGAGGAAUGGGAGCUCACCCCAUCGCGGGGAUUCGAACCGCUGACCUUCUGAUCGGCAAGUCCUAGGCUCUGUGGUUUAACCCACAGCGCCACCCGUGUCCCCAACAAAGUGUUGGAUCUGGGUUCAAAUCCUAAUUCACCCACGCUCCUGUCUUAUGUCUCCAAGGUACCAGUUUAAUUUCAGUUUUCAAUAUGAGGAGGAUAGGUGCAAAAUGGAUCAGAUAGAUAUUCUAAACUUGUCUUUAUAAUUGAAAAACAGCUGCUAAACUCAACUAAGGAGCAAAGGGUAGGCGAAAGAGAGAAGAGAUCCUCUCUCACUCUUUCAAUGGAAAGAGCCACCAAAUGACCUCUUAAAGGUUGGUAUGACAGGUGAUCUAUAAGCAGCUUACUGGGUGCCAAUUAAAUUAUGUAUGCUUUACAGAAAGAACAGAGAGAGACAAUUCUCUUUCUCUCCCAUAAUACUAGUACUGGGUGCGUUCCAUUAAAGUAGGGAGCAGACUGGGACAAAAAAAGCCACUAAUUUAGAGCAUGACAACAUUGCCUAUUUAUGCAUUAUAACUUAAAGAUUUUGGGGAAGGUUUUCCAAAAGGAGGAAAAGAAACAGGCAAGCUGACAGAAACACUGAUAUUUCUUUAUGGACUGCAAUACUUAACCAGUCGUUCCCCCACAUUUCAGACUUUGUUUUCUUCUGGAAUUCACUAGUGCAAUUAGGUAAAUUUAGCCUUGUUGUUGUUUAGUCGUUUACUCAUGUCCGACUCUUCGUGACCCCAGGGACCAGAGCACGCCAGGCACUCCUGUCUUCCACUGCCUCCCGCAGUUUGGCCAAAUUCAUGUUAGUAGCUUUGAGAACACUGUCCAACCAUCUCGUCCUCUGUCGUCCCCUUCUCCUUGUGCCCUCCAGCUUUCCCAACAUCAGGGUCUUUUCCAGGGAGUCUUCUCUUUUCAUGAGGUGGCCAAAGUAUUGGAGCCUCAGCUUCAGGAUCUGUUCUUCCAGUGAGCACUCAGGGCUGAUUUCCUUCAGAAUGGAUAGGUUUGAUCUUGCAGUUCAUGGGACUCUCAAGAGUCUCUUCUAGCACCAUAAUUCAAAAGCAUCAAUUCUUCAGUGAUCAGCCUUCUUUAUGGUCCAGCUCUCACUUCCAUACAUCACUACAGGGGAAACCAUAGCUUUAACUAUAUGGACCUUUGUCAGCAAGGUGAUGUCUCUGCUUUUUAACUGUCUAGGUUUGUCAUUGCUUUUCUCCCGAUAAGCAGGCGUCUUUUAGAAGCUAUGAGCUAUGGUGUGCAGGGCCACCCAAGACAGACAGGUCAUAGUGGAGAGUUUUGACUAAAUGUGAUCCACCUGGAGCAUGAACCGGCAAGCUGCUACAGUCUCCCUGCCAAGAAAACUCCAUGGACGGAAAUUUAGCUUAGUCUGGACUUAAUGGCCUUACAGGGUCUUUAGAGGGGGAAUGUGUAUUAUUUGACAUACUUAAAAAUGUAGUAAGCCUGGCUAGGGGCCUCCUUGUUUUUAUAGAGUUGGAAGGGACCCUGAGGACCAUCUAUUCCAACCCCCUGUGAUACAGGAAUAUUCAGCUGUCCAUUACAGGGUUCAAACCUGCAACCUUCUUGUUAUCAGCACCAUGUUCUAACCAACUACGCUAUACCUCUGUUGUGCUGAAUAGGUGACUUCUGCCCCAUAGUCCUGCCCUGGUAGCAUCACUGCUCACAAAUGAAUAAAGGGGAGGUGGUCACACUAGUGUGAGUCGAAGGCAAUCUGGUUGUGCAUAGUUUCUACUGACUCCCGCAUCCAGCAACAGCCUGUGCUUUUUUUGGAGGCCUUAGCAGAGCUGGGGGAAGGAGUGAAGAAGGAAAGCCCUUUGGGGGCCAGUGGAGGCCCACCCAAUACAGAUAAGAUAAUAAUAAAAACAACAUCUGGAUCCUAAACUGAUCAAGUCAGCAGAGUUCCAGUUUCACAUGCUGAUUUGAUAACGGUGCAUUACUUGGGGUUAGUAUCCAUCUGUAUGUGGUUUCACUUAAAUGAGUCUUAAAGAUCUGUUCACCUGAAAAACUCAGACAGCUUCCUGGGGCCUCAGGCAUCACAAGCAGAAGAAAGCCCAAACCUCAGAAAGGAAACGUUUUUAUUCUGAGGCCAAGAUGGAGAACAUAUUUGCCCCUUGUUUUCAUUCUGAUUUUUUUUAUUAUUAAAAAAAAAAAAAAGACACUGACUGUAAAACAAAUAUUAACUUCUUUCAGAUUUUUAUUGAGACGAUUCCGAACGUCAUGUUCUUCUCAACCAUGAAGCGGCCUUCCAGAAACAAGCAGGAGAAAAGGAUUUUUACUGAAGACAUUGAUAUUUCUGAAAUCUCUGGGAAGCAAAGUCCGGCUGCUGUCAAUUUCCAGUCAUCGCUCACCAAAAACCCAGAUGUGAAAAGUGCUAUUGAGGGCAUCAAAUACAUUGCUGAAACAAUGAAGUCAGACCAGGAAUCCAACAAUGUAAGGACCUUUUCCUUCUGUUUUAGGAGAUGGGAAUCUUUGGCCUGCUAGACGUUAUAAGACUUCAACUCCCAUCAGCCCCUGCCAGCUUGGCCAAUGAUCAGGGAUGUUGGGAGUCGUAGUCCAACAACAUCUGGCCGUCCACAGCUUCCCCAUUUCUGCUGUAAUGUGUCUAACACACCUGUUAAAGAAUGAUAACUAAGAGUUAUCAACAGCAUGUGAGGUUUUUUUUCUAAAACCUAAGUGCUUUCUAAGUGCAGAGGGGAAGAAAGAGCAUGUGGACAAGCAAGAGUGGUUUCAAGAUUAAAGAUGAAAUCCUAAAUCAGUGCACGCUUCCUGCAACUUUGGGUUUGUGAGGGUAUCCUUUUAAAAUAGUCCAGAUUUACCAUUUAAUCUGUUUUAAAUGAGUGAACCUGUGCUAUUGAAAUCUAGACUGUAUUCAGGCAAGCAACGGUUUGAGGCUGAGGUGGAGAGAGCUGGCCGGGGUGGCUGGAAGGUGGAGUUCAACAACGUCUGGCAAUUCCACAGUUUUCCUAGCCCUGGUUUAAGGGAUACCAUUAUUAAUCUCCUGGCUAUUGUUGUGAGGCAAGCACUGAUCUCUGGCAAGGUGAGGCCUGGUGCAAGUCAAGGCUCAGGCCUGCUAUAGGGGAGUCUCUGAAGAAACCUUGUCCUUCUGCUUCAGAGUCCUUGGGCUCAGAAUCGCCUCCAUGAUGACACACACCUGUUUCUGAUACGGAACCAAAAUGCUGUUCUUUGAUGGCGGACACCUUUCUCGCAUAUCUGGCUCCCUAACAGGAGCUGUAUUAAUCUGUUGUUCGAAAAGGAAGAAGGAAUUAAUCCUGUGGCAUGAAAGUGGAUGCCACCACAAGCCAGUUUGUCUCAAACUAAGCUGCCACGAGUCUCUUUUGUUGUUUCCUCUCCUUUUCCACUCAGCCUCAAUUUGGACAAACACUGCUUUAUGGUAUUUGGCUCCCUCUUGUGACCCAAGGCCUAACAAAAUGACUCAUCGAAAUAAUUCACGGUACAUCAAGCUCCGGCCAGGGGGCAGCAUAUACUCUGUAAUGUGCACUAAAAUGGCACCAAAUUACACACAUAUUUUUUGAUAGUCAAACUCCGGUGUUUCAGGUCAUUCUCGCAAUGAUGCAAGGACAUGUUUUUGACUAGAAUGCAUUACAUACUGAAGUUUGUUCCUGCAAUGGAGAACAUACAGAAUAACAUAUUUUUUCCUCCAAGACAGAGAAGCAUAAAUGCUCAAAAGUGCCAACUCCCUAGUGGAAACAAUGACUAGGCCCAAGAUCAUUCUAACUGCCUCUUGUCUUUUUUUAUUUUCCCCAUCCUCAGGCUGCCGAAGAAUGGAAGUUUGUUGCCAUGGUAGUGGAUCACCUUCUGCUUGGCAUCUUCAUGUUAGUUUGCAUCAUUGGAACACUGGCUGUCUUUGCCGGUCGCCUCAUCGAGUUACAGCAGCAAGGCUGAAAAGUGAAAACCAAGUGGGAUAGCUUGAUUUAGAUCUGAAUAUGUGCUCACUUAAGAAAGUUCAUGGAAGGAAAGUCUUCCAUCUCCCUCUCCUCCAUCCCCUCAGCAAAGCAAACCUUUCAAAGAAGCUUGAAGGUUGGGAGCUGCAGCCAGUAAGCUUUCCUUCCAGAAACUUCCUUAACUUUGCUUAUCUUAAGAUCCAAGCCUAUAUCUUUAAUGUGUUGUUAAUCUGUCUCUGCCUAAACGGGGCUAAAUGGAGGGAUAACCUCUUUCGAACUGGCAAUUUCAGGCUCCAGAAAGUGUGAUUCUGCUAAAAGUUUUUGAUGGACUGGCGUCUUUAAUGUCAACCGGCAUGGCUUUUGUCACACCUAACCAACUUGCUAAAGCACUGGGUCAGAACCUCUUAUUGUUCAAAUCACCAGGUCAAUGAGCCUAGGACAUUGGUCUGUUCUGGGUAUUUAAGAAAAACGGCUUUGGUGCUCUACACCAAUGGUUCAUCUCAUUGCCUAUUGGUCGUCCCUAAUCACUGGCAAUCUAGGAUGCAAAAACUGAACACCAUCCCGAGCCAUGUCUUCAACCCAUUGGCAGUCAUGUCUUCAUCAAGUCAUCAACCCACAAUUUUCUCACUUCCCAUUCCUUACUGCUUUUUUGAAUAAAUAGAUAUGUUCCAAAUGACUCCGUCAGAGAACCUUGGCUGAGCACAUCUGUGAUCUGAAUCUCCCACACACUGCUGAAAGUGGCCCGUGCAGAAGAAAAGAAAAUAAUCACUGACUGACAUCUACCAAGCUGUUUUCUACUCUCUUUCCUCAGCUGUGGUUCUUGCUUGCAGGCCUAUCAAAACCAUGUUUACUUAGAAAUAUUCAGAAGCCCCUUCUGAGCACUUAAAGGUAAAGGUAAAGGUACCCCUGCCCGUACAGGCCAGUUGUGUCCGACUCUAGGGUUGUGCGCCCAUCUCACUUAAGAGGCCGGGGGCCAGCGCUGUCCGGAGACACUUCCGGGUCACGUGGCCAGCGUGACGAAGCUGCUCUGGCGAGCCGGCACCAGCGUAGCACACAGAAACGCCAUUUACCUUCCCGCUAUAAAGCGGUACCUAUUUAUCUACUUGCACUUAGGGGUGCUUUCGAACUGCUAGGUGGGCAGGAGCUGGGACCGUAAGACGGGAGCUCACCCCGCCGCAGGGAUUCGAACCGCCGACCAUACGAUCGGCAAGUCCUAGGCACUGAGGUUUUACCCACAGCGCCACCCGCGUCCCAGCACUUACUUUUUAUUAAAUGUGCUUCUGUGAUA